AUGAGGACAUUUUCUGAAAACAUUCUUUUUCUCACUUUGAUGUUGGAUUUUGAACAUUUUUCUGUUAUCACUGUUAUGCUUCCACUCAAAAAACUUAAAUUGUUGAAUUAUUAUCCAAGACUCAUCACAAAGCUUGGAAUUUUAGCUGUCACUGAGUAUAAAGCGUUGAAGCUGUGGAAGAAUUCAAGAAAAGCUUUCAAUUAA
Clunio marinus is the source of this 204-nucleotide messenger RNA. The record is from the annotation of a GenBank genome assembly. Lineage: Eukaryota; Metazoa; Arthropoda; Insecta; Diptera; Chironomidae.